Vombatus ursinus (common wombat) is the source of this 1908-nucleotide messenger RNA. RefSeq names its product solute carrier family 6 member 7 (gene SLC6A7). Gene Ontology annotation, molecular function: L-proline transmembrane transporter activity. The record is from RefSeq and is a predicted model, not a curated record. Lineage: Eukaryota; Metazoa; Chordata; Mammalia; Diprotodontia; Vombatidae. The coding region runs from base 1 to 1908 and encodes 635 amino acids. Gene Ontology annotation, biological process: sodium ion transmembrane transport. The transcript is spliced from 14 exons. Gene Ontology annotation, cellular component: membrane.
AUGAAGCGGCGCCAGGCAUCCCACCUGGGCGAGCCUGUGACUCCAGAUCUACUGAUGACCCCUAGUGAUCAGGGUGAUGGAGACCUGGACAUAGACUUUACCGCAGACCGUGGAAACUGGACAGGGAAGCUGGACUUCCUUCUCUCCUGCAUUGGCUACUGUGUGGGCCUAGGCAACGUCUGGCGCUUCCCCUAUCGUGCUUACACCAACGGAGGAGGUGCCUUUCUUGUGCCCUAUUUCAUCAUGCUAACCAUCUGUGGCAUCCCUCUCUUCUUCCUGGAGCUCUCCCUGGGCCAGUUCUCUAGCUUGGGCCCACUUGCUGUGUGGAAGAUCAGCCCUCUUUUCAAAGGUGUUGGCGUGGCCAUGCUCAUCAUCGUCUCCCUGGUGGCCAUCUAUUACAACAUGAUCAUCGCCUACGUCUUGUUCUACCUCUUCGCCUCCCUAACCAGCCACCUGCCCUGGCAGCACUGUGGUAACUGGUGGAACACGGACCUCUGCCUGGACCACCGUGCAAUGAGAGAAGCCAAUGGCACACUGCCCCUCAACAUCUCCAACACUGUCAGCCCCAGCGAGGAGUACUGGAGCCGAUAUGUCCUCCACAUCCAAGGGAGUACAGGCAUCGGAGAUCCGGGUGAGAUUCAAUGGAAGCUCUGUCUCUGCCUCUUACUGUCUUGGGUCAUCGUCUUCCUCUGCAUCCUCAAGGGAGUAAAAUCCUCUGGCAAGGUGGUGUAUUUCACAGCCACCUUCCCGUACCUCAUCCUCCUCAUGCUGCUGGUUCGGGGGCUGACACUUCAGGGUGCCUGGAGAGGGAUCCAGUUCUAUCUCACACCCCAAUUUGAUCACCUUCUAACUUCCAAGGUAUGGAUUGAGGCAGCCUUGCAGAUCUUCUAUUCUCUGGGGGUGGGCUUUGGGGGCCUCCUUACCUUUGCCUCUUACAACACCUUUCACCAAAAUAUCUACAGAGACACAUUCAUUGUUACCUUGGGCAAUGCAAUCACCAGCAUUCUGGCUGGCUUUGCCAUCUUCUCCGUGCUGGGCUACAUGUCUCAGGAGCUGGGAGUCCCUGUGGACCAGGUGGCCAAAGCAGGGCCUGGCCUGGCAUUUGUGGUCUACCCCCAGGCCAUGACGAUGCUCCCCCUGUCACCAUUCUGGUCUUUUCUCUUCUUUUUCAUGCUGCUGACCCUAGGCCUGGAUAGUCAGUUUGCCUUCCUAGAAACCAUCGUGACAGCUUUGACGGAUGAAUUCCCUUACUACCUUCGACCCAAGAAGGCCAUCUUCUCUGGCACCACCUGUGUGGCCAUGUUUCUGAUGGGCCUCAUCCUCACCACAGAUGGAGGCAUGUACUGGCUGGUCCUGCUGGAUGACUACAGUGCUGGCUUUGGGCUCAUGGUGGUGGUGAUCACAACCUGCCUCACGGUUACCCGUGUAUAUGGUAUCCAAAGGUUUUGUCGGGACAUUCACAUGAUGCUGGGCUUCAAACCUGGUCUGUAUUUUAAGGCCUGUUGGAUGUUCCUGUCUCCAGCCACCCUGAUGGCGCUGCUGGUGUACAGCAUUGUGAAAUAUCAACCCUCGGAAUAUGGCACUUACCGGUUCCCAUACUGGGCCGAGCUCCUGGGCAUCCUGAUGGGCCUCCUGUCUUGCAUAGUGAUUCCUGCUUGCAUGCUAGCGGCUGUGCUCAAGGAAGAGGGGACACUGUGGGAGAGGAUCCAGCAAGCCAGCCGUCCAGCCAUGGACUGGGGUCCUUCUCUGGAGGAGAACAGGACAGGCAUGUAUGUGGCUACCCUGGCAGGCAGCCAGUCCCCCAAGCCUCUGAUGGUCCAUAUGAGGAAAUAUGGUGGCAUUACCAGCUUCGAGAACACAGCCAUCGAGGUGGACCGGGAGAUUGAAGAAGAAGAGUCCAUGAUGUGA